Molecule: messenger RNA, 1626 nt
Organism: Rotaria sp. Silwood2
Lineage: Eukaryota; Metazoa; Rotifera; Eurotatoria; Philodinida; Philodinidae
Source: the annotation of a GenBank genome assembly
AUGAUAGAUCCAAUGGAAAAUAACGAACUUAUUCAUGAACCAUUUGAUUAUGAUCAUUUUUUUAGUGAACAUACGGAUGAUUAUCAUACAAUGUCUUGUAUUGAAUCAAUCAAUUCAACAAAUGAAAAUCUUUUAAAUUUAAAUAAUAAUAAUAAUAAUAAUAUUGAUACCCCAACUAAAAAUCGUAUAACAGGCAAUAUUUUAAUGGGUACAGCUGUAGAUGAAUAUUUCAGCUCCGAGGUGAAUAUAAUCAAUGGUCAAGUAAUUAAAACUGAACCAACAACACAAUAUUUCAAUGGUAGUGCAAAUCAAUAUAAUAGCAAUCAACAACCAUUUAAUAUUGAUCAUAUUGUUUAUAAUACUACAAAUGUUUCAAAUCAACCAAUAUAUAACAUUCAACAAGUAAAUAUUCAAGCAAUAAAUAAACCAGUUUCAUCACCACCUCCGCCAAGAAUUUAUAAACCAUGUGUUGUUUGUGGAGAUAAAAGUUCAGGUUAUCAUUAUGGUGUUUCAAGUUGUGAAGGCUGCAAAGGCUUUUUUCGACGUAGUGUACAAAAAAAUAUGGCAUAUCAAUGUCAUAAAGAUCAAAAUUGUGAAAUAAAUAAAAUGACAAGAAAUCGAUGUCAAUAUUGUCGUUUUCAAAAAUGUUUUUCUGUUGGUAUGAGUAAAGAAGAAUUACGUAUAUUGAAUCAUACAAAAAAAUUAUUGAACCAAAAUAAUAUAAAAUCAACAACAACUAAUCGUCAAAAAAAACGUUUAACUAUUCAAUCAAUUCCAUCGAAAGAAUAUUUACCUGUAUUAGAAUCAAAAUUAUUACCUAUUGAUAAUGAUGAGAAUUUAAUAAAUAUUUGUGUUAAUUUACAUAAAUCAACAUUUAAUUUUAAAUCUUCACAAGAUAUUAAUGAAAAAUUAGAUGUUCGUUGGCAACGAGCAGAUGAAUUUAGUCAAAAAGGUAUUAUGCAAUGUAUACAAUUUUGUAUGCAAAUACCAGGAAAUAAUGAAUUAUCAAUUCAAGAACGUGCACAUUUACUUAAAUUAGGUGUACAUGCUAUUGCUUUACUUCGUUUAGCUUAUCGUUAUGAACCUGAAGAUGAUAAAUUAUAUUUAUCAAAUGGUUUAUCUGUUGAUGAAAAUACGCUUAUGACGCAAGGUUUUGGUUGUUAUGGACAUACAUUUUUACAAUUUUGCCGAAUAUUUAAUCGAUUAGAAUUAACCAUUGAAGAAUUUGUUCUUCUUUGUGGUAUUGUCUUUUUUAGUCAUGAUCGAAUUGAAGGUCAAACAACUAGAAAUAAAGUUGAACAAAUUCAAAUACGUUAUUGUGAACUUGAAAAAUUAUAUAUUGCAAAAAAUCGUACUAAUGAUCAAAUGCAAUUUUCGAAAUUACUUCUUCUCCUAUCGAAAUUAAGAGCAUUGGAUGCUUUAAUGGCCGAACGUCUUCUUUGUUUACAAAUGAAUACUGAUGGACAAGUACAAAAAUGUAUUUUUGAAGUGCUUCAUCGUGAAGCAACAAAUGUCGUUGUUGAUAUGGAAAUUAAUUUUCUUGAUGCUAUCGAUACAAAACCUGAUUAUAGUUGGCUAAAUUAUACAUCAAAUGGACAAAAUCCGGUUUCGCGGCCAUCACAUUAA